Molecule: messenger RNA, 2381 nt
Organism: Gekko japonicus
Lineage: Eukaryota; Metazoa; Chordata; Lepidosauria; Squamata; Gekkonidae
Product: oocyte zinc finger protein XlCOF6-like
Exons: 1
Coding region: 79-1983 (634 amino acids)
Source: RefSeq, a predicted model, not a curated record
AAGAGAAAGCAAGUCAGCCGUUUGGUUGAGAAGAGAGAUGGAAGGAAACAUAGUGUACAUUUCCCAAAGCACAAUAUAAUGAAGACAAGUAAAUCUAUUCAGUGUAGAUAUAGAUCACAGCUUCUUGUGAACCAAAGAAAACAAAGAGGAGAGAAAAUUUUUGAAUACCCAGAGUGUGAAAAGCAAUUCAGUUUGAAGGGCAAUCUUCAAUGGUAUAAAAGAACCCACACAGGAGAGAAACCAUUUCAAUGCCCAGAGUGUGGAAAGACAUUCAUCUGCAGUACCCAUCUUCAAGACCAUAAAAGAACCCACACAGGGGAGAAACCGUUUCAAUGUUCGGAGUGUGGAAAGAGAUUCAGUCGGAAUGGCAGUCUUCAAUAUCAUCGAAGAACCCACACAGGGGAGAAACCAUUUGAAUGUUCAGAGUGUGGGAAGAGAUUCAGUCAGAGUAGCAGUCUUCAAAGGCAUAAAAGAACUCACACAGGGGAGAAACCUUAUGAAUGCUCUGAGUGUGGAAAGAGAUUCAUCAGCAGUACUCAUCUUCAAGACCAUAAAAGAACCCACACAGGGGAGAAACCAUUUGAAUGUUCAGAGUGUGGGAAGAGAUUCAAUCAGAGUAGCAGUCUUCAAAGGCAUAAAAGAACCCACACAGGGGAGAAACCUUAUGAAUGCUCUGAGUGUGGAAAGAGAUUCAUCAGCAGUACUCAUCUUCAAGACCAUAAAAGAACCCACACAGGGGAGAAACCAUUUGAAUGUUCAGAGUGUGGAAAGAGAUUCAGUCAGAAUAGCAGUCUUCAAUAUCAUCGAAGAACCCACACAGGGGAGAAACCAUUUGAAUGCUCAGAGUGUGGUAGGAGAUUCCGUACGAGUCGCUAUCUUCAACUGCACCAAAGAACUCACAUAGAGAAGAAACCUUUCCAAUGCACACAGUGUGGAAAGAGAUUCAGUUGCAGUAGCCAUCUUCAAGACCAUAAAAGAACCCACACAGGGGAGAAGCCUUUUGAAUGCUCAGAAUGUGGAAAGACAUUCAGUGCGCGUAGUCAUCUACAAGUGCAUAAAAGAAACCACACAGGGGAGAAACCAUUUGAAUGCUCAGAGUGUGGAAAGAAAUUCAACACGCAUAGCCAUCUUCAAUAUCAUCGACGAAUCCACACAGGGGACAAACCUUUUGAAUGUUCAGAGUGUGGAAGGAGAUUCAGUCAGAGUAGCCAUCUUCAAGAACAUAAAAGAAGCCACACAGGGGAGAAACCUUUUGAAUGCUCAGAGUGUGGAAAGAGAUUCAGUACAAAUCGCUAUCUUCAAUAUCAUCAAAGAACCCACUCAAAGGAGAAAACUUUUGAAUACUCAGAGUAUGGAAAAAGAUUCCAUUCACAUGGCAGUCUUCAAUAUCAUCAAAGAACCCACACAGGAGAAAAACCGUUCGAAUGCUCAGAGUGUGGAAAGAGAUUCACUCAUAAUGCAAGUCUUCGGUAUCAUCAAAGAACCCACACAGGGGAGAAACCGUUUGAAUGCCAAGAGUGUGGAAAGAGAUUCUGUCAGAAUGCAAGUCUUCAAGAUCAUCAAAGAACCCACACAGGGGAGAAACCGUUUGAAUGUUCAGAGUGUGGAAAGAGAUUCAGUCGGAAUGGCAGUCUUCGAAGUCAUCAAAGAACUCACACAGGGGAGAAACCUUUUCAAUGCACAGAGUGUGGGAAGAGAUUCAGUUGGACUGGUGGUCUCCAAAGGCAUAAAAGAACUCACACAGGGGAGAAACCUUAUGAAUGCUCAGAGUGUGGAAAGAGUUUCAUCUGCAGUACCCAUCUUCAAGACCAUAAAAGAACCCACACAGGGGAGAAACCUUUUGAAUGCUCAGUGUGUGGAAAGAGGUUCACUCAGGGUGGUGCUCUUCACCAGCAUAAAAGAACCCACAAAGGGAGAAACGUUUUGAAUGCUCAGAGUGUGGAAAGAGAUUCAAAUUCAGUGGCUAUCUUCAAAAGCAUCUGACAACCCACACAAGGAAGAACCAUUUUGAACUCCCUGAGGGCCGAAAGAGAUUCAGUCACAGUGGCAGUAUUCAAAAGCAUCAAACAAACUCCACACAGAGGACAAACUUUUUGAAUGCUCAGAGUGUGGAAAAAGAUUCAGUCAGAGUAGCCUUCUUCAAAGUGUGGAGAACUCCCCCCUGAGUUUUUAAAGUGUACUUCCCCCCCCUCUUCUCUCUGGAAGGACAGGAAACGAGGCCAAUUACCAGCCAUCGUUUUGCCAAUGACUCGACUUGCCAGGUUCCUGAGGUAUUUGGUGUUACGAAUCUCCAGGUUACUCUUGGAGAUUUCCCAGAAUGCCUUCCACGAGGGCUCCCAGAAUUUACCUGCAUGCACCAGGAUGCACCUGGGUUUCCCACG